Molecule: messenger RNA, 1109 nt
Organism: Thunnus maccoyii (southern bluefin tuna)
Lineage: Eukaryota; Metazoa; Chordata; Actinopteri; Scombriformes; Scombridae
Exons: 5
Coding region: 57-1109 (350 amino acids)
Biological process (GO): response to bacterium
Source: RefSeq, a predicted model, not a curated record
UGAAGAGUAGAGAACAUCCUGAGAUUUAAUUCUUUCAGCGCAGCAUUUUGAACACGAUGACACCUCUGACAAUUGCUUUGUAUCUGACUUGUUUGUUCUUUGGGACUUUAGCUCAGAUGAAUGAUCUGAAAUCACCCAAGUAUGUGCGUCAAGAGAAGACUUUUUAUUCAGUGAAUGUUGGUGAAGACGUGACUUUGGAAUGUUUCUAUGAAGAUGAUGCUGCAGUGAUGUUUUACUACUGGUAUAAACAAACUCUGGGACAGAAACCAAAGCUGAUGUCUAAAUUCUAUAAACAUGACAAAAAUGGCAAUUUUCAAGGUGAAUUUAAGAACUAUCCACGCUUAGAACUGGAAGCUAGCCCUGGUAAAAAUCACUUGAAGAUCUCAGAUGUGCAAAUUUCAGACUCGGCUACUUACUACUGCGUAGCUGGCUAUUCAUACAAGUUAGAAUUUUUGGAGGGCACUACUCUCAAUGUAAAGGGUUCAGGUUUAAACAUCCAAGCUUCGGUCCAUCAGUCGGAAUCUGAGAGCAUCCAGCCAGGAGGCUCUGUGACUCUGAACUGUACAGUACACACUGGGACCUGUGAUGAUGGAGAACACAGUGUUUACUGGUUCAAAAACUCUCAAGAAUCUCAUCCAGGAAUCAUUUACACACAUGGAGGCAGGAAUGAUCAGUGUGAGAGGAACAACAACACACAAACACACACCUGUGUCUACAACUUGCCAAUGAAGAGUGUGAAUCUUUCUCAUACUGGGACCUACUACUGCGCUGUCACCUCAUGUGGACAGAUAGUGUUUGGAAACGGGACCAAGAUGGACAUUGGCAAUGAAGUGGACUUUGUCUUGGUCUACUUCUUGUUUGGAGCUUUAGCAUUCUCCACCAUCCUGAUUGUUUUCCUGGCAUAUGCAGCAUAUACAAUGAACAAAAACUGCUGCCAACGUACAGAGUCUCAAGAAAGAUCUCCAGUGGACUCGACUCCAGAUCCAGAGAGUUACAGAGAUACAGACGACCUCCAUUACGCUGCUUUAAGGGAGAACAAGGUCGGCAGGUCAAGAAGACAGAGGAACGACACUGGGACUGAGUGUGUUUACUCCAGUGUGAAGCAAUAA